AUGUUCACGACGCGCCUUCUAUUGCUAUCUUUGAUGGCAGUGGCCGUGGCUUUCGCUGGAAACACGUGCCAGGACACUCAAUGUCCAGUAGAUUAUUAUUGUAAGAUGGAGAAUGAUGGACCAAAAUGUUUCUCAUUCUCUAGUACCGGAGGCAUCGCCGCGGGCGAGGGUCUGGCCAUUACCUGUUUAAAUAUUCGUUGUCCAGCCUAUCACACCUGCCAGAUGGAGAACAACGUCGCUGUCUGCAAGCCCCAGCAGCAGCCACCAACACAGCCACCCACCCAGCCUCCAAGAGACGCUUGCACCGACUAUGACUGUGGAUGGGGAUUCUACUGCUCCGUCGUCGAUGGCGCACCCAAGUGUCUCCCAUGGUCGCCAACGCCACCACCAACUGAGCCACCCACCGUGCCACCAACUCAGCCACCCACUGCUCCACCCACCCAGCCACCAACUGCUCCACCUACCGCGCCACCAACUGCGCCACCAACCGCUCCACCAACCAUGCCACCAACUGACCCAUGUGCCAACUAUGACUGUGGCUGGGGCUUCUACUGUAUGCUGAUUGAGGGACAGGCCAAGUGUCUCCCAUGGUCCUCCACAUCAUCCUCCUCCUCGGGCUCCACCACCGCCCCAACAACCCCAACCCCAAGCCCAUGUGACAACUACCUCUGUGACUAUGGCUACUACUGCCAGGAGCAGGAGGGCAAGGCCAAGUGUCUUCCAUGGACCUCCACCUCGUCCUCGAGCAGCACCACCGCUCCAGUGACCGGUACCUCUGGCAGCACCACCGGUACCCCAGACCUCUGCAGCAUUGUAGAGUGCCGUCCAGGUUUCCGUUGUGAGAUGAGAAAGGAGAUUGCCUUCUGUGUUCCAGACAAGUCACUCGACGCCUGCUUCGGCGUGAGCUGCAACCCAGGCUUCCACUGUGAGGCCAAGGGAGACCUCGCCGCCUGUGUCAGAAACGACCCAUGCUCUGACGUUCACUGCAACGUUGGCUUCCACUGUGAGGCCAAGGGCGACCUCGCCGCCUGUAUCUCUGACAAGCCAAUCGACCCAUGCUCAACCACCCAGUGUGGCGUCGGCUACCACUGCGUUGCCCAGGGCAACGUCGCCUCGUGCAUCCUCAACGCCGCCCUGUGUGACAGCGUUCAGUGCCCAACCGGAUUCAGAUGUGUCCACAACGGCACCUGCCUGCACUGUGAGCGCGACCUGUGCUCCACCGUGCUCUGCCCACCCAACUCCCACUGCCAGGUCUGCGGUGAUGGCAUGACCAUUCUCUGUAUCGACGACGUCCCAUCCACCGUGCCACCAACCCUCCCACCAUUCAACGCCUGCCGUAACAUCCAGUGCAAGUCUGGUUUCUACUGCAAGCCAAUCGGCGACCAGGCCACCUGUGUGCCCAUCCCUCCCAUCUGGGAU
This is a messenger RNA of Acytostelium subglobosum LB1, 1419 nucleotides long. RefSeq lists its product as hypothetical. The transcript has 2 exons. The annotation marks the transcript as partial. The record is from RefSeq and is a predicted model, not a curated record. NCBI's taxonomy places the organism in Eukaryota, Evosea, Eumycetozoa, Acytosteliales, Acytosteliaceae.